CAACUAUAUGUUUAUGGUUAAGUUGAUUUUUUUUCAGAAAGUUAACCAAAAAAAUAAUUCAAAAACGUCUUAUAUCAACACCACACUCAUAAACUCUGUCAGAAAAAUUGAAAUUGAUAUUGCUGAAAUAAAGCAAAUGGUACACAUGCUUCAAGAUCAGUUUAGCAAACAAUUUGCCCCAACUGUAAGCGCAGAAGAUCUUAGUACAAUGCAACAAAGCAUCAUUGAGCAAAGUGUACAUUCACUUGCCUUAUCAGUAUUAUGGCAUACAAUUUCCUCUUUGGUAGCUCUUGAAUGUGUUGCUGAGUCUGUGAAAAAGUCUCAAUUCACUGAGUAUCCUGACCAGCUUGGCAAGCGACUUAAGACUUUGAGUUGUAGCAUCAAGCAUAACCUGAUUGACAAGGACUUUCCUGCUUUCAGUAAAGAAUGGAAAGGUAUCCCAGCUAAGCACUGGGAGUACUACAUGAUGCAAUUGGAGAGACUGGCGAAGGAUAACGGCUUUGCUAUUUACAAAUUCAAGAGCAUAUGUUGUGCAAAAAGUCUUCUUCAGAGAAGCUUCAAAAGGGAUAACCAGAAGCAAAAAAGAAUAAUGGCACAGCAAGAUGCAAAUGAUUCUUCAUUGUCUUCUGAUAAUAUGUCAGAAACGGAUGGUGGCAAGUCGCCUAUUAUGGUGGAUGUGCUGUCUCCUCUGGCAGAAAUGAGUGUUGAGCCAGCACAUAAGAGAAGUGUUAUAUUCUAUAAACUGGUAAGAAUUAAAGAAGGUCGUCUAGUCUAUAUCGAAGUACUCAAAGCACAUGAAAUGCAUUUGGGAUAA
Phycomyces blakesleeanus NRRL 1555(-) is the source of this 814-nucleotide messenger RNA. RefSeq lists its product as hypothetical. Lineage: Eukaryota; Fungi; Mucoromycota; Mucoromycetes; Mucorales; Phycomycetaceae. The record is from RefSeq and is a predicted model, not a curated record. The annotation marks the transcript as partial. The transcript is spliced from 8 exons.